This is a messenger RNA of Puntigrus tetrazona (Sumatra barb), 4753 nucleotides long. RefSeq names its product macrophage mannose receptor 1-like. The transcript is spliced from 4 exons. The record is from RefSeq and is a predicted model, not a curated record. The coding region runs from base 3639 to 4712 and encodes 357 amino acids. Lineage: Eukaryota; Metazoa; Chordata; Actinopteri; Cypriniformes; Cyprinidae.
UAAAUAUUUUAAAUAUUUGCACUUUUAAAAAUGCAUUUGUCGCGCAGCAGGUUUCCUUUUUAGUGUCUUUUUCACAUUUUAAAGCUGAUAUUUCUGAAGAUCUUUUUGGGUAGCAGUUCAUUUCAAGCAUGCGUAUGGUCCUCACCACUUCAAAUACAUAACUGCUUUAUUUACAUUCUGAAAUGUUAUGGGUAUAUUCGUGCAUCUUUUUGUCUGACGUUCAGAUUAAAGUGUAAACAUGCUACAAAUGUGUCAUAUUAAUCACAUUUCUCUCUUUAAUAAUUAUUAAAUGUUAAUGCUGAUAUUAAAACCUAGCGCUCUCUAGUUAACACUAAACCUAAAGUCUAUUUUUAGAUGUAGUCUGGAUCAGGUGGAAACAAGAUUGGCCGAUUGUGAGACCUGUAAUAGUUAUAUCUGGAGCGUAGUUACUGUGUGUGCUGUGGUCAGUGUUGUUUGUUGCUAGAGGGCUGACAUCACCUCCAACAGAAGAACAAUGAGUGGAAGAGCAGAAACACAAUCCCCGACCUUCAUCGAAACGUACAAUUACCCAGCAGGUCAGGAAGAGGUUUCCACAGAGAUCUCAGAUCUGACGGCUAACAAGAAGACUUAUAAACCUCACUGAGCGAGCGACCGAUACGAGAACGACGCGGAGAGCAGGUACGUCAGCCUUCAGCAUCUCCGCUAACCAUCUGACUGAACACUAGUUUAAACAGGCAACAUCGUUUAGGCACGCUUUAUAGUAUAUACUGUAUGGUAUGCUUAAAUGUAUAUUAAUAAUAUAUUAGUUGUAAAUGUAAAAAAGUUUCCAUGUGAAUAACUAACACUGUCGUUAUUUUCUAGCACCAUUUAAUCAGAAGAAAGAAAACGGUAGCACUACGGUAAUUCAUAUUUUGAUAGAUAAUAUUUUAACUGUAGCAAACACAGAUGCACCAACGCAUGGAUGGAAAGUCAGUGACCGCCUAAUUGUACUUUUAUUGUAUGUUUAUUAUACAUUAAAUUGUAUAGCUUAUAUACAAAACCAGUUUCUGCUUAGUUUUUUAAUGACUUACACCGAGGUUGGCGGCACAAUUUUUCCCCUUUGCUACACUUUGUUCAAGCUAUUUAUUCAUGUCAACUAAUAAGAUGGAAGUUAUAUAGACUAAUAAAUCAUAAGGCACGUUUACAUAAAAUACGUUAACUUCGGACUCUCCUAAAAAGGUGGAUAGCUUCACCAAGUAGGGUCAUGAGCCCAUCUACACUGCAUCAUUCAAUCUUAUCUACAGCAGAAUUAUAUUAUAUUCAACAAACGUCUCUUUCCCUCAGGAAGAUGAAGCAUUUGAGUCUCUUUGCUCUAACCGCUCUCCUGCUGUUCAACGGAUGUCACUGCACCACCGUAGCGCCGUCUUCGGCGCCUGCCUCAACCAAUCCAGCCACGAGCGCUAGUUCUGCAGCAGCUUCGACGGCGGCGAUCACGGCCUCGACGACCAGCGCGGCGGCGGCUACCUCCUCGAGCUCGGUCUAUCAGCUUCUCUGCGCAGGUGUUGUUACCUGGACGCUGUCACUCGUUCACUGGAGAAAUUAGCUGAAAUAUGGAGGACGGAAGAUGACACAAUCUAGCAAACGACUAUUAAUUGUUCUCGCCAUGUUCACAAGUUGUUGUUUUUGGACUUCACACCAUGUUAAUAAAUGUUCUUCAAUAUUGCUUUGUUAAGUAUUAAUCUAAGAUAUCUUAUUUGAAGAACUAGACGAAUUUGCUUUAAAAUAGAAUGUAUUUUGAUGACCAUUUUAUAUCAAGUUCCAUACAUACUUUAAAAUGUCAAUGUUAGCAACUUUCAUGACAGGCAUAUGAAUGUUAAUUAUUUCAUUGACUGUAUUUUUCAUUGAAGACAAUAUUAAUGCUCUGAAUUCAAAUACAAAUACUUCUCAGGGAAGCGAAUAAACACACCUUGAAGUCCCUCUAUGAUGAGUAAUGAGAGAUUGAUAUUUUAGGCAAAGGUCAAAAAACACUUUCAUUUUCUUAUAAUAUGCAUUAUAUUGGUAACGCUUUAAAACACAAUAAUUUUUUUGUAUUAAGUGCUUUAUUCAUAUUAACCAUAUAGACUCAUUAUUAGCUGCUAAUGUGGCAGUCGUUAAUGAAUAGCAUUAAUUCAGUAUUAUCUGUGCUUUUAGUGAAACAUGAGUUAUUUGUGUACUUGUAUUGUAAAGGGGUUACUCGUUGUUUGAUUACAAUGGCACUUUGCAUGCUUUCUAGGCUAUAUAUGCUAAUCCAGUAAAAAAUUUGCAUUCAACUUUUGUUUUUGGGAAACAUACAUGCUGCAGUAUUUUGGAAAUGACAUCUGCAUAUUUUUCCAAAUAUCAGUGAUUUGUAAGUGGUCUACAAUGGAUGGGACAAAAAUGCCUGGUAAACACAUUUAGUAAACCUCUUUAAAUUAGUCCUGUCUGCACAGUACACAUAUUAUGACCCCUUUAAAGUAGUAGUCAAUCCAACACUGAUAUGCAUACUUUACAUGCUUUUCUUGUUUCACACACCUGUUUCAAAUCCCUGUUAGAAGAGAGCUCCAUGAAUCAACUGUGUUCUGAUCUUACAUCUUACAUCUUCCCUACACAGUGUACACUGCUCUUUACUCAAAAACUCGGAUUUGCAUCACACACAUAGACAAAACGUACAACAAAGCCGUGAAGGGUUAUUUAACUGCAAUUAUGAAAUUUGCAUAAUAGUCAACUCUCACUUCAGUGCUCUCUGAAUGAAACGUAUACAGCAUGCUCCUUUCAGUUAUGUACACUUUGCAGGACAGUUACGGUCAAACGGAACAAACACAAGGUCCAGGAUGAACAGCUGCUUGAACGUGACGGCCGUUUCACCUUUCACCGUUGCUCCUAUUCACAUCCAGUGCAAGAAUGAUGAACAAAUUGAUUCGUAAAUCUGUUCCCAUUAGUUUUUAGCCAAUUUUUUUCCCAUUAGCCAAUUUUCCACAAGCUGAUAUGAUUCUUUGGGUCUUAAUGGAAAGUCUGUAAUAUAGUUUGUUUAAAACUUCUCAAUGGUAGCGUACAUAAACACCCGUUUUACCCUUUUCAAAGCACUCCGUUCAGUGUACUUCUCCUUUAAAUCUUUACGAGCUCUGCUGACCCCGCCCCUCUUUUCCAAGUUUAUUUAGCCGUGUUUAUAGUCCUAGACGAUACAUUCAUAGUGAAACUAGCUAAUUAGCACAUUAUUAGGAAAGGUGACAUUAAACUCACUGCUUCUGUAGGUGAGGCUGGAUCACGUGAAGUAUUGAGGUAGUUAACCUCAAUCAUCUGCAUGGAUUUUUACACAGAUUUUUAACACUGGAUGGAUUUUUAUCAUCAUUAUAGGGUGAUACACACAUUUCAGUUCAGUCAACUUGUAAAAGUGCAUGCAGCGUUAUAUGACUCCUUUAACCUUAACUUUAACCUUUAACCGUGACGCCCAUGUUUGAGUGCAGGCCUGCAGAGGUGAUAUCAAAAUUCAAUUUGGUUCACCCUAAAAAUUAUAGUAAUUAAAAGCCAUAGGUCAUAAGAAGUUGUGUUCCAAAUUUGAGACUGAUAUCACAAAAAAAUAAGCUGCUAUACACAUUUAUGCUUAAUUUACGAUCCCUAGUCAUUCUUGUGAGGUGUCUGAAAAUUCAGCUUCUGGAAAAAGCAUGUCUAGUUCGUCAUCGCCGGACUCCUCGCGCUCUUCAUCACUUGAUUUGCAAAGCUCAUCUACAACUUCUAAUAGUGUAUACAACUCAUUUUUCUGCCUCUUCGGAAGUUGCUUCGAGCCCUUGCAGGUUCACUUUGAUCUCCUCUGUGUUGACAAACGUUCAGCAGCAGGUGGACAGGUGAUCAGCAACAGGAGGUCUUCAGGUGAACCUGCUCUCUAUCUGAACCGGGGAUAUAAACAACCAGAAGGCAGAGAUGAUUGUGCUGUGAUAUUAAACGGACAGCGGCAUGAUUUGACAUGUAGUGCAACCCAACUUUUCAUCUGCAACAACAGUGAGUUCAUUAAUAGACGCACCAUAUACCAAAUUUUAAUGGAAUACUUUCAAUAUCAGACGAGGAACUGGAGGGACGCUCAGAGUCACUGCAGACAGAAUCACAUUGAUCUGAUCAGUGUGAGGAACCAGGAGGAGAAUCAACAGAUUGAGCAGUUCAUUAGUGAUAAUAAUUUAUCUGGAUCAUGGAUCUUGAUCGGUCUGUUCAGAGACUCCUGGCAGUGGUCAGAUCAGAGUAACUCCUCAUUCAGAUACUGGAGAACUGGUGAACCUAAUAAUAGUGGAGGUCAUGAAGACUGUACAGCUGUUGAUCAGAAAUCUCAGGGACAAUGGAUUGACGACUCUUGUGACAAACAAUAUCCUUUUGUGUGUCAUGAAGAUAAACUGAUUGUGAUCAGAGAGAAUCUGACGUGGUCUGAAGCUCUGAGAUACUGCAGACAGAAUCAUGUGGAUCUGGUCUCGGUUCAUUCAGAAGAGAUUCAGCGUCGUGUGAAGAACGUGGUUAAACUGGCGUCUACUGCUGAGGUGUGGAUGGGUUUACACAACUACUGCGUCAUGAACAUGUGGCUCUGGCUGAGUGGAGAGAUCGUGUGUUAUCAGAACUGGGCUCCAGGGAACGGAACGACGCCAGAAAACUGCAGCCUCGAGAAAAGAAAAGGAGCAGUUCAGUCUGGAGGAGAUCAACGCUGGAUCAGUCUUCCUGAAAACACCAAACUCAACUUCAUCUGCAGCAGAUACUAAGAGUGGAGGACAGAUAUCUGUACCAGAUACAGUUUUCAUUU